Antrostomus carolinensis (chuck-will's-widow) is the source of this 796-nucleotide messenger RNA. RefSeq names its product complement factor H (gene CFH). Lineage: Eukaryota; Metazoa; Chordata; Aves; Caprimulgiformes; Caprimulgidae. The record is from RefSeq and is a predicted model, not a curated record. The annotation marks the transcript as partial. The transcript is spliced from 6 exons.
AUGUCGUUCCUGAGCUAUGCAGCUCUGCUGUUAUGUUGGAUGUAUUGUACUGCAGAAAGAGCUUGUGAAGAACCUCCUCCUAGGAGGGUUAAAGAAGUGCCUACUGAAAUAUGGGACAAACCUCCCUAUCCACAUGGUACUCAGGUAACAUACAGUUGUCGGCCUGGAUAUAUAAAACUUGGACGAAUUGUGUUUGAGUGUGCUGAUGGAUCAUGGAAGCAACGGCUCCCACUGGCAGAAUGCAGAAAUAAGCCCUGUGGACAUCCUGGAGAUACUGAGUUUGGUUCCUUCCACCUUACCAGUGGAAGUGAAUUUGUAUUUGGGGCCAGAGUUGAGUACAGAUGUAAUGAUGGAUACCAGAUGCUCAGCCAAAGAAAUUACCGUGAGUGUCAGGCAAAUGGAUGGAGCAAUGACAUUCCUCACUGUGAAGUGGCAAAGUGUUUACCUGUACAAGCACCAGAAAAUGGAAGAAUAAUUAUGACUGGUGCAUUUGAGCUAGGCCGAGAAUAUUCUUUUGGCCAGGUUGUAAAUUUUGAAUGUAAUGCAAAAUACAAGCUUGUUGGAUCUAAAGAAAUAAUUUGUUCUUCUAAUGGAAAAUGGAAUAGUGAUGUUCCUCAGUGCCAAGAGAUUAUCUGUGAUGUGCCAGAAAUUCUGCAUGGAUCGGUACGUUCUCCAAAGGGGUCUUACAAGGAAUCUGAACAACUACGGUUUGUCUGUGAUGAAGGAUACAGAUACGGCGAAAGAGCAGAUGUACAAUGUACUGAAUCAGGAUGGAAUCCAGCCCCCUACUGCACUG